Drosophila sulfurigaster albostrigata is the source of this 3251-nucleotide messenger RNA. RefSeq names its product PAX3- and PAX7-binding protein 1. NCBI's taxonomy places the organism in Eukaryota, Metazoa, Arthropoda, Insecta, Diptera, Drosophilidae. The record is from RefSeq and is a predicted model, not a curated record. Gene Ontology annotation, molecular function: DNA binding. The coding region runs from base 114 to 2921 and encodes 935 amino acids. Gene Ontology annotation, biological process: spliceosomal complex disassembly; mRNA splicing, via spliceosome. Gene Ontology annotation, cellular component: nucleus; U2-type post-mRNA release spliceosomal complex. The transcript is spliced from 9 exons.
GGUGAUAUCGAUAAUAUAGGUGAAGAAUUUUUUGCAAAAGUCUAGGGACUUGCUUGAUUUUUAGAUAUUUCCAAACACAAUUACGUUUGAUACAAAAAACAAUAGUGUCACAAAUGUCGCUGUUUCGCAAACCGAAGAAAAUACAGCGCCGCGUUUUCUCCAGCAAUGCGGACGAGGACGACAACACGUCCACAAUGGACGUUGAUGGGGACUUGGAAACACCCCCUCCUCCCAUAAUUUCGUUGUCCGGAAGCGGGAGGCGGGAUAAGGAUAAAAGUAAGAAAUCUAACAAACCAUCCGAAGACAAUGGUGUAACAACUGCCCAAGCUCACAACAAGCCCAAGGCAUUGCUUAGUUUUGCUGACGAUGAGGAUGAUGGGGAGGUAUUUCAAGUGCGCAAAUCUUCGCACAGCAAGAAAGUAAUGCGAAUGCUGGACAAAGAACGUCGCAAGAAGAAGCGGGAGGAGCGAGCGGAGCACUCUGGUCAUAGUGGAGGAGUAAUGGGUUAUGAAAAUGGUAGUACAACAACAACACAACAGCAGCAGCAUUUAGAGACGUCCAGUGGCACUGUCACUUCGGGUGUUGGUACUGCCAACUCAAGUAGAUAUAAAAGUGCCUCGAGUACGGCGAGUGACAAUCCGAACGUACAAAGUAAAAGUAAAAAGUGUGAUAAUGAUAUGAUCCAAACCGAAAUACGCACAGACGACUUUGUGCUCGUGGUCAAAAAAUCUGAAACGCCUGAUGUUGUUUUAAAUGGACGUGCCGCACUCUGUGCUGGCCGCGAUGAUGUAAGUGACGAUGAGGGACGACUGGAUGACGAUGGCGACAGUGAUAAGACACGUCAUCGUUUCUCAAAACCAGAGCACUUAAAGCAAAUGCUGGAGAGUGGUUCCAUACCCGAUGCAGCGAUGAUACAUGCGGCACGCAAACGCAGACAGCGAGCAAGAGAGCAAGGUGCUGGUGAUUACAUACCAAUCGAAGAACCCAAAGAGCCGCCCAAGCUUAGCUCACGUUUGCCACGCGAAGAUGUCGAGGGCGAUCAAUCGGACGAUGAGGAACGCAUGGAUAUGAACGAUAUAACGGGACGAAAGGAGCGCGAAGAGCGUCGUGAACAGUUCUAUGCAGUUGAAAAUGAUUUAACCGAGGAAGAUUCUGAUCGUGAAAUGCAUGAGUGGGAAAACCAACAAAUACGCAAAGGUGUCACCGGUGCCCAAUUGGUGCAUGCUCAGCAUGAAACUGUUCUAUCACGUUUCAUGAUCAAGCCAGCAGCGCCGACGGGCUUGGGAUCCUUGGAAUUGGAGGAUGCGGUGCGUCAAGUGCCGCCGUCAACAUCAACCUUGUUGGAGCAAGCCUAUGCAAAGAACGCAAUAGAUAAAACAAGUAAUUUGGCUACAGCGAUGCGAUCAAGUUUCUCCAAGCCUAAAAAAGAGAAAGCUAAACCGACGGCCCUGCGAACACCUCAGGAGAUGCGUACAGCGAUCACAACACGCAUUAAUGAGCUGCAGGAUCGCAACGAUGACCACAGUGCGUCAAUUACACGCAUUGCCAACGAGCUGAAAGCAUUGAAGCUACAGGAACUGGAAUGUCAACAAAAUGCCCCAACGGCAGCGGCCAAAUAUAAGUUCUAUCAGGAGAUCAAGUGUUAUGUCAAUGAUUUAGUUGAUUGCCUGGCAGCCAAAUCGCCGCAAAUCAACGAUCUGGAGAAACGCGCCCUGCAGCAAUAUGGUAAGAGUCAACGUUAUCUGGUUAAUCGUCGACGUCAGGAUGUGCGUGAUCAGGCCAAAGAGAUGGCAGAAGCAUCAAAAUCUGUGACAGCUGCUGUUAAACGAACACCAGAAUACGAGGAGCAAGUCCGCCGUGCCGCUGAACGGGAAGGGCGUCGCACGCGUCGACGUUGCGAUCGAGAACGAAAUGACUUACUCGCCUCGCAUCUAGACGGCAUGUCCAGUGAUGAUGAGAUUGCCGACCAACAGCAGGAACAAUGUCUGGCGGCAACAGCGCUCAUCGAACAGCAAGCAGCCGAGGCUUUCGAAGAUGUGGUCGAUGAUUUCUGCAAAAUCGAGCUGAUACUUAUCAAGUUUUACGCUUGGCGUAAAACCGAUAUGAGUUCGUAUCAAGAUGCCUUCGUUAGUCUUUGCCUGCCCAAAUUGUUGGCGCCUCUGGUGCGUCACGAGUUGCUGCUAUGGUCACCGUUACUUCAGGAAUACACAGAUAUAGAAACAAUGCAUUGGUAUCAAGCCUGCAUGUUGUAUGCUUUCGAGUCGGAGGAAACUAUUGAGCGGCUGAAGCAGGAUCCUGAUAUUAACCUGGUGCCCUCGCUUAUAGAAAAGAUUGUGCUUCCAAAAGUGAACUGUCUGGUCGCCGAAUGCUGGGAUCCAUUAUCAACGACGCAAACGCUGCGGCUUAUUGGCUUUAUCAAUCGCUUAGGUCGCGAAUUUCCGCUUCUUAGCAGCAAUAAACAAUUGCGAAAACUUUUCGAGUCAAUUUUAGAUCGCAUGCGGCUGGCUCUCGAAAAUGACGUUUUCAUACCUAUUUUUCCAAAGCAAGUGCAAGAAGCCAAGGGCUCUUUCUUUCAGCGACAGUUUUGCAGUGGUCUUAAAUUAUUUCGAAACUUCCUUAGCUGGCAGGGAAUUUUGGCAGACAAACCGUUGCGGGAGCUAGCUAUUGGAUCACUUUUAAAUCGAUAUCUUUUAUUAGCCAUUCGUGUAUGCACACCAAAUGAUGCGAUUGGCAAAGCAUACAUUAUUGUAAAUACCCUGCCAACAGUUUGGCUCCUUCCUAACAGUGAUACACUAAAGAAUUUGGAGCUGUUUAUUACAUUCAUACGACAAACGUUGGAAACUUGUGAUGCCAACAAUCCUCUUUUUAUGCAAUCCUGUGAGAAGGCUAAGCAAAUACUACAAAGACUACAUAGUUUGUAAAGUGAAAGCAACACACAUACAUCUGGUAUUAGACUACACUUAUCACGAUUAAAUCCUAGCUCAAUUAUGGGUUUCUGCUUAUGAAACAGUAACAAUCAAAUACUCGGUAAAACGUAUAUUAAAUAAUGGAAAUCACAUAAUUACCAAGUGUUGUUUGAAACACGGUCUAAAACUGUUAAAUUUAUUACACUCAUCAUUAUAACAUAAAAAAUCCCAAAACAAAAGGAAAAUAAUGUACAUAUUAUUCGUAGCAUAUGUGAACUGUAAUAAUUGGAAUUUUGGUAAAUGAGCCAACUUAAUUCCAAAUAAAAUUAUGUCUGUAGUACUUAA